Molecule: messenger RNA, 1635 nt
Organism: Diospyros lotus (date-plum)
Lineage: Eukaryota; Viridiplantae; Streptophyta; Magnoliopsida; Ericales; Ebenaceae
Product: putative D-cysteine desulfhydrase 1, mitochondrial
Exons: 9
Coding region: 39-1493 (484 amino acids)
Molecular function (GO): D-cysteine desulfhydrase activity
Source: RefSeq, a predicted model, not a curated record
CUCUUAAGUCUAAUGGUGGCGCGGUGAUCCCAAGCCAAAUGUUGAGCUGCGUGAGCUUUGGGGGGCAAUCUGUAAGCAGAAUUGUCUGUGCCAGCCCAUUGAUAGCCGGCCGUCGACCUCCGAUCGCCUCAGCUCUGAAAUUGAAUUCCGCCCAAAUUCAACCAGAACGACAAACACAAAGCGCCCUCCACUCCACUCAUCGGAGCAAUUUUCCAGUCGCGACAGAGAUGGAACCUCCGAUCGAACAACAGCAAUCAGGGAACUCCUCCUUGGGCGGUGGUUUUCUCGCCAAGAAACCCUACGAGCCUCCUUCCUGGGCCUCCCAUCUUAACCCUAUACCUUCUCACGUCUUCUCCCUCGGACAUGUACACGCACUCUGUCAAUAUAUAUCAUUUAUAUAUAGAUGGAACCUCCCUAAUUUGCCGAGGAAUACUCAAGUUUGGCUGAAGCGUGAUGACCUUUCAGGAAUGCAAUUGAGUGGUAACAAGGUCAGGAAGCUGGAAUUCUUGUUGGCAGAUGCCGUGGCACAGGGGUCUGAUUGCAUUAUAACAAUAGGAGGCAUUCAAAGCAAUCAUUGUCGUGCAACUGCUGUUGCUGCCAAGUACUUGAAUCUAGAUUGUUACCUAAUACUACGCACCUCAAAGGUUACUUCUUUGCCAUUUCAGAAAACUGUUACUUGUUUUUUGGAGGAAAUUUCAGCUUUGUUUCUUCAUAUGCUGCAGGUUCUUGUGGAUAAAGAUCCUGGACUGACAGGGAAUCUCUUAGUUGAGCGUUUAGUUGGAGCACAUAUCGAUCUUGUUUCAAAGGAAGAAUAUGCAAAAGUUGGGAGCUUGUCUCUUACUAGUUUGCUUAAAGAAAAGUUGCUAAGGGAAGGGAGAAGGCCAUAUGUCAUUCCAGUCGGAGGAUCAAAUUCCCUUGGAACCUGGGGCUAUAUAGAAGCAGUUAGGGAGAUCGAGCAUCAGGUCCAGGUUGUGAAUAGCAAAGAACGCUUUGAUGACAUUGUUGUAGCAUGUGGCAGUGGGGGAACAAUCGCUGGUUUGGCGAUUGGAUCAUGGCUGAGUAACCUGAAGGCAAAAGUUCAUGCAUUUUCUGUAUGUGAUGAUCCUGAUUACUUCUAUGAGUAUGUUCAAGGUUUACUUGAUGGACUCCAGGCAGGUGUUAGGUCGCGUGAUAUAAUUGACAUUCAAAACGCCAAGGGGCUCGGCUAUGCAAUGAACACCUCUGAGGAACUUAAAUUCAUCACGGUAGUUGCUGAAGCCACUGGAGUUGUUCUUGACCCUGUUUACAGUGGAAAAGCUGCAUAUGCAAUGGUGAAAGACAUGGUCGAGUAUCCAAGCAAGUGGGAGGGAAGGAAGAUCCUUUUCAUACACACUGGUGGUCUUCUGGGCUUGUUCGACAAGACUGACCAGUUAUUGCCAUCGGUAGGAAGCUGGCGUAAAAUGGAAAUCCACGAAUCCAUCCCGCGGAAGGAUGGCAGUGGGAAAAUGUUCUAGGCUUGUGCAAGAAGCAGCGGUUGCAGCUUUUCAAUGAAAUCAGGGGAAUAUGAUAUGAAUGUUCCAGAAAGGAUUUUAUUAUGAUGAAAACCAACUUUUUAUUUGGGACAGUUGAUUCAAUGAGUGCCUUUUUUUUGGUUAA